AUGGCUACCACCAAGACCGACGCCGAGACUCCCAAGGCCGGUGGCCCCAAGAAGUGGGAUGGCAACGCCGAGCGUGAUCUCUGCCUCGCCGUGCUCAUGGCCACCGGCGAAAGCGCCAAAGAUUGGAACAACAUCCACAGAGUCAUGACCGCUCUCGGAUAUGACUUUACCAAGGACGCCAUGAAUCAGCGAUGGAGCAAGACCAUCUGGAAGGAGUUCAAGAGCCGCCACCCGGAUGAGCUUUUCGGAUCACUCUCCCCCAAGAAGACGCCCAACAAGCGCAAGAAGGCCGCCGACGCCGCCCCAGCUGCCGAUGAGGCUGCGGCUCCCGCCGGCGACGAGGCCUCUCCCGUCGUCACACCCGUCUCGACUCCUCCCGACACCCCGACACCCGCCACCAAACGCAGCAAGCGCACACCGGCCAAGCCCAAAGCCACCGGCACCACCCCUGCCAAGCCCCGCGGCCGCAAGCCCAAGUCGGUCGCGGUCGUCAAGUCCGAGGACGACGACGACGAGCAGCUCGCCAAUGCCAAGACCGAGGACGCGGAGCAGGACCAGCUCAGCCCUACCAAGAAGCCCAAGGUCGAGCCGGAGGAAGAGGAUACCGAGAUGGCGGACGAGGUCUAA
This is a messenger RNA of Cordyceps fumosorosea ARSEF 2679, 627 nucleotides long. RefSeq lists its product as hypothetical. Bases 1 to 627 code for a protein of 208 amino acids. Lineage: Eukaryota; Fungi; Ascomycota; Sordariomycetes; Hypocreales; Cordycipitaceae. The transcript is spliced from 3 exons. The record is from RefSeq and is a predicted model, not a curated record.